GUCAUUUUUUAAUCUCUCACGGAUUGCCAAUCCCCUAACUUACUCUAAAGGGGAAGAUAAGAUCUUGUGCCCUUUUAUGAUCUUGUUAAAAACCAGCUUGACAACCAUUUCUUUAAUGCACUUUGUGCCCUCCUGCUCGACAAUACAUGCACUUGCACAUUUACAUCUCUCCCCUUUUUUUUCAAGUCCAAGGCCAACUCUGUUCUCUUCAUCUCUUGGAACAAUUGAAAAGAUUUCUCUCUCAAAAGCUUCUCUGCUGCAAUGGCAAUCAAGAUGAAGGGGAUCUUUAAAGGAAUCAGAUACAUCUUCGGCUCUGUUCAGAAGGAGCAUGAGAUGGAAAUAGGACAUCCAACAGAUGUGAAGCACAUUGCUCAUGUCGGAUUCGACAAUGCUCCUAAUGCUCAAGGAGCCUCGCCGUCUUGGAUGAAUAGCUACAAGACUUCGCGAGAUUUCUCCUCCGGCUCGCUCAGUAACUUCGAUUUCACAGAGAACUCUUGGGCUUCUUUAGAUUUUGAACAAAGGGAGCUUCAAUCUGCAGCAGAUCUUGAGAUUUUGACAGAGCAUCCAUGUCCAGACUUACCAAGAGCUCCUAAAAGUUCCAAAGGAAAAAAGAAGGCGAAGUCCUCUUCCUCAACAAGAUCUUCUGCAGCAUCAACCGAUUCAUACUCCACUGCGAUGGAGGAUGUUGGUGACCAAUUCAGGGGCCCAUUCAGAAUUUAUGUAAAUUAGGAGUUGAAUAUACUCAUCUUUUUGAAAAAUUAUUUCUUUGGUAGAGUAGAAGAUUAGUGUGCAGUUGGUGUGUAAUUACGUGAAAGCUUUGGGGGGUUAAUGUAAGAAGACAAGGUUGUGGCAAAGUAGUGCUCAUGGAAUUUACUUGAUAAAUCAAUUUUGACUUGAAUCUCCUCGGUCGAUCAGGCAACAGCUCACGUUAGCUGGCAUCUCAUAAGUGGGGUUAGCUGACACUCCAAUGAGGGGAUGCCACGUGCGGAAACCACCACCCCGGCGACGGAAGUUGAAGGGCUCGAUCGCCUCGCCGCUCUCCUCGAUCCGUUGUUCCAUGGCUGGAUCCAGGUUUCGCCUGAUCAAAGAAGUCUUAGGGUUUUUCGAAUCCGUGCUAGUGGGUUGUCUCUUCGGCUGCUUCCGGGUCAAGGAUGAUGCGCGGAGGAAGACCAACUCAAGCGCCAAGACAAGCCGCCUCGAGGAACAGGCUAAUUUUAUCAAAAAUUGUCCUUCGCUAUCAAAAGUUCCUGAAGGAACAGGGGAAAUAUUUAAUGGAGUAUUUGCCCAGACUCCUGGGGAAGAUGACUUGCCUUCAAAUCUUCCGUCUCAACCUACAUUGAGUGGCUUGACUAGUGAUUUGAAUGGGCAAAAUGAUCAUAUACAGGAAGGCCUUGCAAAGCCUGAAGAUACUUCAAGUCGGCAUGACAAUAUUGAGAGUUGCAUGAUAGAGCAGCUUCAAACUGUGUCUAACAUUCUGGAGUUUGAUGUGAAUACUUGUGCAUCUCAACUUGAUUGCCAGCAAGAAUCAGUUAGUUUAGAUGUUUCUCCAUCACACAUUGAUAGCAAGACCGUAAACCUCGAUAGUGAUUCACCUUUUCCAACACCAUUAAACAUUAAUGAAGAAUUGCAGACCCCUGGAACGUUCUUUCGAGUUAACUUGGAUAACCGUAGGACUGGAAAGCAUGCAAGGAUUCGCAAUCAGUACAUAUAUCCAGUUCUAAAACCAGUAGAAAAUCUACCUCAAUGGAUUGCACUGCGGCAACAAUCUUUAUUGAAUGUUAAGUCGGAUGAAUCUUUUGAGCCACAAUUGAAGAUUCCUGCAGCAGAUAGUCGAAAAAGAAGCAACCAGGUUUUACCUGACACAUUGUAUAACGGUCACAAUUUUAUCUUUCAAUCGCCAAGUAGAAAUGGGAGCCAAGAAGAAAAUUUAUUCUCAUUCAACAAAUCUCGGUACAAUGAAUCAAUGGGUAUCUCAGCUCAUGUUUCAGGUAGCACAGGAGACAUUGAGCCUGAAACUCCAAAUCUCAUGUUCUCAAGUUUGUCCAAGAGGUUGAAACGUCCAAUUUUGAAUAAUGAGAAAGGAUCGAUUACACCAAUUUCUAAUGAACAAUGUCAUGAGAUGAACAAUAAUGCUGAUAGGCCUAUAAUUGGCACUGCUGCUGCUUACUGGAAUGAUGCUGAGCUCCUUUUGGACUUCCAGAAAGAAUGGGAUGGCAAUGGAAUCCCAAACACUACAACUAAAUAUAAGGAGGAUCAAAAAGUGAAUUGGCAUGCAACUCCAUUUGAAGAGAGGUUAGAGAAGGUAUUAUCUGCCGACAAGCAUUUGCCUCAAAGGAAACUUUUGUACAGAGAAUCAAAAGAGAUAGAGGAAGAAAGCAUGGAAACUUAGGAGUCUAAACUAUACAUAGAAUUGUAAUUGGAAAAUGCCAUGACUGCGCAUUGAAUAAAUGAGCAGACGAUCGAAUCAUCGUAUUUUCUUAUGCCAAUUAUGAAUGUCAUCAAGGAUUUGGCAUUUUUAAUUUCUCAUUUCAACUUUUGUUUGCAUAGCUUUCUCUAAA
This is a messenger RNA of Zingiber officinale, 2558 nucleotides long. Its product is annotated as protein JASON-like. Gene Ontology annotation, biological process: male meiosis II. Lineage: Eukaryota; Viridiplantae; Streptophyta; Magnoliopsida; Zingiberales; Zingiberaceae. The coding region runs from base 968 to 2389 and encodes 473 amino acids. The transcript has 10 exons. The record is from RefSeq and is a predicted model, not a curated record.